Molecule: messenger RNA, 620 nt
Organism: Saccoglossus kowalevskii
Lineage: Eukaryota; Metazoa; Hemichordata; Enteropneusta; Harrimaniidae
Product: organic cation transporter-like protein-like
Source: RefSeq, a predicted model, not a curated record
AUGGCAAACACGUUCCUCAGUGCUUCAUCCGAUCACUACUGUAGAGUACACGACAAUCAGACAUAUCAGGAAAACUCACGAUUGAAGAACUGUACAAUUCCGUACGAAGUUGAUGAUGGUGAGGUUGAAUGGUCAAAAUGUGAUCGGUACAACGUCACGGACCAAGACUGUUACGAUGGCGAGGCGGAGUUCGAUCUAGUAUGUGAGAAAGACUGGAUGAAACAGCUGUCAAAAGCAAUUUAUCCGCUUGGCUCAUUAUUCGGCACAGCUGUAAUUGGUCAAUUAUCGGACAAAUUUGGUCGAAAACCAUGUUUUUUCUCUUGUUUAUUAUUACUGAUUAUCGUUGUAUUCAUCACGGCAUGUGCUCCAGUAUACGCUGUGUUUGCUGUGGGUCAGUUUUUCAUUGGAUUUCUAUCAGUUGGACUAUUUACCGUUGCAUUUGUUCUCGGUUUAGAGCUGGUUGGACCUGGGAAGCGUGACCUUGCUGGUAUGGUUAUACUAAUUUUCUAUGCAUGUGGAUACAUGAUGUUAGCUGUUUUCUCAAAGGCAGUCAACGGCAACUGGCGUCAGCUUGAACUAUUAAUAGCAAUUCUUUACGUUCCGUUCUUCUCUUACUAUUG